Molecule: messenger RNA, 2461 nt
Organism: Plectropomus leopardus (leopard coralgrouper)
Lineage: Eukaryota; Metazoa; Chordata; Actinopteri; Perciformes; Serranidae
Gene: abhd11
Product: abhydrolase domain containing 11
Biological process (GO): lipid metabolic process
Cellular component (GO): mitochondrion
Molecular function (GO): carboxylic ester hydrolase activity
Source: RefSeq, a predicted model, not a curated record
GGUCAUUGUUUACGCAGCCUGAGAGACUGAACUCAGGGAAAGGAACAUGCAGUCCCUGUACGUGCGUGCGUCAUGACGCAGCGGCUCAGCUGUUGACAGAAGUUCCUUCAAUCUCAACCUCCGGUGCUUCGUGCGUGCUCACUCGCCGAGUCCCUGCUGUCACUGUGGCCGUCUUUACACGCACAUGCUGUUUGUCCACUGCCCGGUCAGGGAGCAUAUGCUGCCAUGAGUGCUUUGUGUCGCGUUAUCCAGAGAGGACUGCUGAGCAGCCGGCCGUUAUGUCGUUUAUUCCCCGGACAGCAGGAUGUUAGCGGGGUGGCUCCCAUGGUCCGGACAGCCUGCUCAUCCAGCCCAGUCAACUUGACCUAUGAUGUCUUCGAUGGGAAGGGAGAGAGCACUCCCCUGGUGUUUCUUCACGGCCUUUUUGGCAGCAAAUCUAACUUCCACUCAAUAGCUAAGUCCCUGGUGCAGCGCACAGGCCGAAAGGUGCUGACUGUAGAUGCCCGUAACCAUGGCAACAGCCCCCACAGCCCAGAGCUGACCUAUGAAGCGAUGGCCGAUGAUUUGAAACAUCUCCUCGCAAAGCUGCGCAUUGAGAAGUGCAUCCUUAUUGGCCACAGCAUGGGAGGGAAAACAGCCAUGACGACCGCCCUGACACAGUCUGAUUUAGUGGAAAGGCUGGUGGUAGUGGACAUCAGCCCAGCCCAGUCCACCACACGCACCAACUUUCGCUAUUAUAUCCAAGCCAUGCAGGAGGUGAAGAUCUCCAGUGACAUCCCACGUUCCACUGCCAGGCGGAUGGCUGAGGAUCAGCUGCGAUCUCUGGUCAAGGAGCGCUCGGUGCGUCAGUUCCUGUUGACUAACCUGGUGGAGCAGAAUGGCCACUAUGCCUGGAGGGUCAACCUGGAGGCCAUCUCAGCACAUCUUGAUGACGUCAUGAGCUUCCCCAACUUUGACACCGCCUAUAACGGACCUACAUUGUUUUUAGGUGGAGCCAGCUCUGCCUAUAUCAGCUCUGAUGAUUACCCAGAAAUCGAGAGGCUGUUCCCAAACGCCGACAUCCAGUACAUCCCAGACGCGAGCCACUGGAUCCAUGCAGAUAAACCCUUAGAUUUCAUCAGCUCCAUCAUCUCCUUUCUCCAGUCCUAGCUGCCCACUGCCUACACCUCAGAACUUUUAAAUAUUCGCACCUCUGGGCGUGCCCUCACCGGAAAUGACAGUUCGUAUUCAGCAGCUUCAGCAAGAGCAAGUGGAGCCAUUAAUUAUGCUAAUAUUUGCCAACAGUGGACCAAACUUACUCUUUUACAGCAGUUCUUACCUUUUAAAAUUACAAGUGUUGUGUAGCUUAGGUGAACUUUUCUUUUGUUUAGUCUCUCUGCCAGACAAGUAGUGUAACUAGAUCAGCUGGUUUCUAGAUGGGUUUUCAUUGAUUUUUAGCUUAGGAGACUGACAAUAUAUAACUUAACGGGGCUGUUUUGAAGGUGAUGUACUAAUCCAAAGAAACUCAUUUGCACAGUGCUUUCCUUAUCAUUAAACAUUUACGCUAGUAUGAUAGAAAAGUAGCUUUGGGCCAAGUACAAUCUGGGACUGCUGCAGUGAACCAGCAGUAAGAUGUGUGGAUUUUAAAGUUUUGACAGCAUGUAAAUCUGACAAGCUGAGUGAAAAAUGCUCAAAAUAAAAGUUGUUUCUUCGCACAAGGGAGUUUGUUAUCAUGUCGAGGUUUUAGCUGCAAAAAAAGCAGACUUUGUGUACAGAUGGCACGUUGUAGAAGUUUACUUUGAUGUUGGUAAUAGUGAUAAAUUGAAUAUUUUGGAAUUUAUUUCUCUAGUCCUCUCCUCUGGGUAUCUGCUGUAAUGUCAGAGAUGAGGAUUUACAGGUCAGUGACUCCGUCACAACUCGAGGUCAUCGAGAGUGCUGUUUAUAUUUUUACGCCAACAUUAUCAUCUAUGAAAACCGAGCUGAUAAACUCAAAUGCAGUAUUGUCACAAUCUGUUUCCUGAAUAUCUCAGGUUACAUGUGGAUACGCUAAUUAUUAAACACUUACACUACCCUCCUGUCUGUCUGGCAAUAAGCCGUGGUAAUGUUGUUGUUGUUGUCUUUGUAUUUGGUCAGUUCAAUCGGUGUUUUGAUGAAACAUGUUUUACCGAUUUAUUAUCCCUAUCUCCCUUAUCUUUACAACUAAGGCGCAAGGCUAUAUGGGUAUCUCAUAAAUAUAUGCUGCAACAAUGUAUGUCUAUCUAACCGUAAUCUUGUUUAUAUCAUUUCUGUUCCCAUGGGUUUAAGCAGUACUGUUCAGUAGUGAAACUGCCAUCUGUAUGAAUAAGCAGGGUGUUGUAAAUGUGUGCCUCUUUUGUUGAGAGCUCCUUUUCCAUUUCCGUAAAACUUGAAAAACAACAACAAAAAAACUUUUAUUCUACAAUAAUUCCUAGCAGACAUUAGAUUGGCAGCUGGGUUGCCAGUU